AUGAAGUUGAUUCUCUCCACCUCUAAUCUUAUGACAAGCGGUUCAUCUGUCGUCAGACAGCCAGCCACUGCCAAAUCCAAUGUUGAACUGAUUAACUCUCUGCGAUCGAAUUUCCAGACGGCGCAACACCUUUCGUCGACCUCCGCCGACGCCGCGACGGGCGGGGCACCGAAAGCUCAACAGUAUCUUUCCUGGACGCAAGAAGCUGAUAACGCGCUCUACAUUCCUGCCGUCGAUUUCUCGCAACGUGGUCUCGCAGAGGAACGAUCCCAGUACGACAUUACGGUGAAACUGUUCUACUUGCCCGGAAUUCCGGCAUCCCGACGAUGCGCACAUACCCGGGAGGCGAUUGAUCUAGUAUUGAAGGAGCUUCAUGCCGACUCGAUCGACUUGUUGAUCGUAUCCUUCCCCGGGAUCCUGUUUGAUGCGGAGGACGACAGCGAUGACGAGGUGUCUUCCGACAACGGCAGCGAGGAGCCAGAUGAUUUUGACAGUAUGAUCCAGACAUGGAGGACUUUGGAAGGUCUUCAGGAAAAGGGCCUGAUUUCUCAGCUGGGAGUUGCGGAAUUCGGAAGCGAGAGACUGGCCCGAUUCUUGCCGCAUACCAAAGUCAAGCCCUCGGUCGACCAAAUCAAUCUGAAGGAUUGCUGCGUCGUGCCGAAGUCUUUGAUCCUCUACGCCAAACAGGAGAACAUCCAACUCCUCACCCACAAUGAUUGCAUGGAUAUUCUGCCUAGCGGUACCACUCGCGAGCUCCUCGGUCCGGGCGAAAAGGGCGCCGGGAUUCUUGCGUCCGCCCCUAACGCUGAGGAUGGCAUUCAGGGUGAUGUCGAGCCGCAGUGGGUGGUCAAGUACACGGCCGUGGUCAAGGACCGUGGGGUGGUUGAGAACAAGGGAUACUUUGCACUUGCAGAUGUCGGAAGCUGUGUGAAAGGCCGUGCAUGA
This is a messenger RNA of Aspergillus melleus, 945 nucleotides long. Its product is annotated as putative gamma-cysteine synthetase regulatory subunit. Lineage: Eukaryota; Fungi; Ascomycota; Eurotiomycetes; Eurotiales; Aspergillaceae. Gene Ontology annotation, biological process: glutathione biosynthetic process. Bases 1 to 945 code for a protein of 314 amino acids. Gene Ontology annotation, cellular component: glutamate-cysteine ligase complex. The transcript has 2 exons. The record is from RefSeq and is a predicted model, not a curated record. Gene Ontology annotation, molecular function: glutamate-cysteine ligase catalytic subunit binding; enzyme regulator activity.